AAAAAAAUGAGGGAAGUUCGUUUCUGUUUUUGUCAUAAUGUAUGGUCACUUCACUGAACAAGAAGCACUUCUGUAGUAACAGUCACAACGAAUUUUUUUAAUUAUGGAUGAAACAGAGUUACGGCCCAACCUUGGUAGAUUUGUGGACAUAGUCAAUAGACCAGUAUGUGAAUCCGUAACGGUUGAGGAUUUAAAGCCCAACGGUGUUUAUCAACCACCACACUUGACCCCAGUCUUUUUCGAGGAAAGCAAGAAAAAACCGUCAAUAGAACGAGCCAAGUUGAGAGCAGCUCGGUUUAUUUUAGAAGACACUGAUUUAAAUGAAUCAGAAGAUUUGCCUAAAGAAGUUUAUUUUGGAUGUGGUUCCGAAGAAAGUUUUACACGAAGAAAAAUGAAAGAAAAACAGAAUUAUGAAGAAGAAAACUUUACUCGUUUGAAAAUAACAAAACAAGAAAAACGAAUUGAACGCUCUUUACUCCCAAAAGGUUUAUCCGAUACUUCCUCAAGACUGAGACAGAUGCAAAUACUUUUACAAAGUUCGGAUGAAGAAUUGGAAUAUAAACCGCCCCCAACAAAGAAAAAGAAGAAACAGCUGAAGCGUUUAAGACGUAAAAAAGGACGUCGGAAAAGAAACUAGUUCAUGUCUUUGUAUUUACAAAUGCUCUCCUGAAAUACAAACUAAAUUUUAUUCUUCAUGUUUUAGGACUAAAAGUUGUCCUUACAUACGAAUUCAUAACUAAAUUGUGAAAGUUGGCACAGUGUAAAUGCGUUAAAUAUUUUAAAUUUAAGGAUUCUUUCUCACCAAUCUGUUACUGGUUUCUUUUAGAGUGUAAGGAUACUGAUGAGAGGCUCCCGGAUGCCCAGGUACCGCCGAGGGUGAGGAGAGUCCGCUCUCCCUCACAAAAUAUUCUCACAUGGCUACGCGUAUACAGCCAUUGCCAGGGAAGUCUUACUCACUGCCUUCUCGUGACGGGCGUGUUGUUUACAAAAUUCAGAAGACAAGAAGGGAAUUUCCGGUGCUUUAACCGGGUUGUGAUGGUCAAGGAAUUUUUUUACAAAAUCAGAAAGUUAUCACUAGUGAGCGCCAGCCCUUCCUUGUGUCGUGUUCCACGUCAUAAAAUCGAGAUUUAUUUAAACUUAGGAAACCUCAUUCCCAAAUGAUUACACAUUUUUAUUUACAGUUAUCUGAAAGGAAUUGGCGACAUUAAAGUACAAUCUCAUUCGUUUUAAAGGUUAAUCAGUUUUCAGUUCAUCUUUUUCAAGUAGCUCUCCAUACAUUUCCUAAGUAUAUGCGUUUGUCAUAUCCUUG
Messenger RNA from Schistosoma guineensis, 1309 nucleotides. NCBI's taxonomy places the organism in Eukaryota, Metazoa, Platyhelminthes, Trematoda, Strigeidida, Schistosomatidae. The record is from the annotation of a GenBank genome assembly.